AUGAAGGUGGCCUUCCUCGCAGAGCAGAAAGGGCUCAGCUCGGACAUCACCAAAGUGGACUCCUUUGGCACACACUCUUAUCAUCUCGGAGAAACUCCGGACCAGAGAACCGUGGCUACGUGUCAAGCGCACAACGUUCCGAUCGACCACCGUGCCCAGCAGAUUAAAGCGCAGCAUUUCAACGAGUUCGACUACAUUCUUUGUAUGGACAACUACAACCUUCGUUCUCUGGAGCACAAGCGUCCUUCGGGCAGCAAGGCCAAGGUGUGUCUUUUCGGCGACUGGAAGGAGGACCCCAAACUCGAAAAAAUCGUGGACGAUCCGUAUUACGGCGGCCGCGACGGCUUUGAGGAGUGCUAUAGACAGUGUAAACAUUUCAGUGAGGUUUUUCUCAAAAGAGAAUGCUCUUAA
Messenger RNA from Ogataea angusta, 411 nucleotides. RefSeq lists its product as uncharacterized. The transcript has 2 exons. The record is from RefSeq and is a predicted model, not a curated record. Gene Ontology annotation, cellular component: cytoplasm. Gene Ontology annotation, biological process: protein dephosphorylation. Bases 1 to 411 code for a protein of 136 amino acids. Gene Ontology annotation, molecular function: acid phosphatase activity; non-membrane spanning protein tyrosine phosphatase activity. Lineage: Eukaryota; Fungi; Ascomycota; Pichiomycetes; Pichiales; Pichiaceae.